AUGUGGAAGUGGGUGCUGCUGUGCGCUGUGGCUGUAGCCCGUGCAGAGAUCGCCGAGGAGGAAGACGUCCUGGUGCUGACCAAAAGUAACUUUGACGAGGCCCUGCAAGCUCAUCCCAGCAUCCUGGUGGAAUUCUAUGCUCCAUGGUGUGGCCACUGCAAGGCCCUGGGCCCAGAGUUUGCGAAGGCUGCUGGGAUGUUGAAGGCAGAGGGCUCAGAAAUUCGCAUGGGAAAAGUUGAUGCCACCGAAGAAACAGAACUGGCCCAAGAAUAUGGUGUCAGGGGAUAUCCCACCAUCAAAUUCUUUAAGGGAGGAGACAAGUCUUCACCAAAAGAGUAUUCUGCGGGCAGACAGGCUGACGACAUGGUGACUUGGCUGAAGAAGCGCACAGGUCCCUCCGUCGCGGUGCUGGACGGAGUCACAGGAGCCGAGUCUCUCAUCGCCGACAAUGAAGUUGCCGUCAUUGGUUUCUUCAAGGACCCCAAGUCUGAAGAUGCCCUGGCCUUUGAGAAAGCAGCUGAGGCCAUCGACGACAUCCCCUUUGCCUCCACCUCAGAUGAUGCCGUUUACUCAAAGUUGGAAGUGACCCAGGAUGGUGUUGUCCUAUUCAAGAAGUUCGAUGAGCGACGCAAUACUUUUGAUGGAGAGCUGACUAAAGAAAACCUCCUGGCUUUUGUCAAGGCCAACCAGCUGCCUCUGGUCAUCGAGUUCACUGAGCAGACUGCUCCCAAAAUCUUCGGCGGUGAAAUCAAGUCUCACAUCCUCAUGUUCCUGCCCAAAGAUUCUUCAGACUUCCAAGUGAAAAUGGACCAGUUCAAGAAGGCAGCAGAAGGAUUCAAGGGCAAAAUCUUGUUCAUCUUCAUCGACAGCGAAGUGGACGAUAACCAGAGGAUCCUGGAGUUUUUCGGCCUGAAGAAAGAAGAGUGUCCCGCCAUCCGCCUCAUCACACUGGAGGACGAGAUGACCAAGUACAAACCCAACAGCGACGACAUCACAGCGGAGGGCAUCACCGAGUUCUGCACAAUGUUCACAGAAGGAAAACUCAAGCCUCACCUCAUGAGCCAAGACAUCCCCGAGGACUGGGACAAGAACCCUGUCAAAAUCCUGGUCGGGAAGAACUUUGAGGAGGUGGUCUUCAACCCAACCAAGAAUGUGUUUGUCGAAUUCUAUGCCCCAUGGUGCGGCCACUGCAAACAGCUGACUCCCAUCUGGGAUAAACUGGGAGAGAAAUUCAAGGACAACGAAGAAAUCGUCGUUGCCAAAAUGGACUCCACCGCCAACGAGAUCGAGGCGGUCAAAGUCCACAGCUUCCCCACACUCAAAUUCUUCCCAGCUGGGGACGACCGCAAGGUGGUGGACUACAACGGAGAGCGGACAUUAGAAGGCUUCAGCAAGUUCUUGGAGAGCGGUGGAAAAGAUGGAGGCGCCCCAGCUGCAGAUGACGAGGAUUUGGAUUUGGACGAUUUGGAGGACGAGCAAGAUGACGACUCUGACGGCGAGGACGAUGGACACGACGAGUUGUAA
Messenger RNA from Knipowitschia caucasica, 1524 nucleotides. The record is from the annotation of a GenBank genome assembly. NCBI's taxonomy places the organism in Eukaryota, Metazoa, Chordata, Actinopteri, Gobiiformes, Gobiidae.